Molecule: messenger RNA, 1030 nt
Organism: Carya illinoinensis
Lineage: Eukaryota; Viridiplantae; Streptophyta; Magnoliopsida; Fagales; Juglandaceae
Exons: 3
Coding region: 119-760 (213 amino acids)
Source: RefSeq, a predicted model, not a curated record
CGUCAUAAUUCCAGAAGAGACCUUCACCAACUAGACGCCUACUCUCUAAUAAAGAGGCGAAAAUACGACUAAGAAUUUGCGGGGAGAGAGACAGUUUUAGGGAGGGAGAAAGGAGCUGAUGGAGAGAAAGGUUGUGGUCAUAUGCUGUGUAGUUGGUUUCUUGGCGCUGUUAUCAGCUGCUACUGGUUUUGCUGCAGAGGCUACAAGGAUUAAGGGUUUUCAAGUUCAGUUCCCUUCAGCUUCUCAAUGUGUAUACCCUAGGAGUCCAGCUAUGGCUCUUGGUUUAACUGCAGCACUGGCUCUUAUGAUAGCUCAAAUAAUUUUAAAUGUCUCAACUGGGUGUAUUUGUUGCCGAAGAAGUCCUAAUCCUUCUGGCUCUAAUUGGAGAGUAGCACUGGUCUGCUUUGUUUUUUCCUGGUUCACAUUUGUCGUGGCGUUUCUUUUGUUGCUGACGGGUGCUGCACUCAAUGAUCGACAUGGUGAAGAAAGUAUGUACUUCGGCAACUACUAUUGCUAUGUUGUGAAACCUGGAGUCUUUGUUGGAGGUGCCAUUUUGUCCCUUGCAAGUGUGACUCUUGGGGUUCUCUAUUAUCUCACCUUAACUUUGGCAAAGAACAGUAACAACCCAUGGGGAAAUUCUGAUGUUCCUAACCAAGGAGGGAUAGCUAUGGGACAACCUCAGUUCCCACCCCAGACUCAGAGUACUCACGAACCUGUAUUUGUACAUGAAGACACUUAUAUCAGACGACAAUUUACGUGAUUGGUAAUUUGUUGUUCAGACAGUAUUUGAUGAUAUAUGGUCCUCUCAUCAGAUUACAAUAUGCUCCUAUCUGUCUUGAAAGGAUGAUCACGUUGUCUCACCAGGGAAAUGUGUGUUUCUUCGAUCACAUUCUGCUCUUGGCUGGCAUCAGCAGGAUCUUUUUAAUGUGUUUUUCAGUAACUGGGAUAUCUUGUGUUCAUAUAAAACGCAUUAUAUUCUGAUACGAGUUGGAUGGUUCAUUUAAAGGUAAGAAAUUUGCUUUUUGGUCCA